Molecule: messenger RNA, 616 nt
Organism: Rhodamnia argentea
Lineage: Eukaryota; Viridiplantae; Streptophyta; Magnoliopsida; Myrtales; Myrtaceae
Exons: 2
Coding region: 49-429 (126 amino acids)
Source: RefSeq, a predicted model, not a curated record
CUCAACAAAUCAAAUGACGUGAAACAAAUCAUUCCUUCACCAGGAGCGAUGUCUCUACAAGCUGCCCAAACGACGCCCCCUCGAGAAGCUCCAGAACUUUCAUCAGCAGCAUACACCAUGAGAAGCAAACUCGAGGAGGAAGAAGAAGGAGAACCCGAGAACGUGUGGGAUUGCGGGAGUCCCUUGUACGAUUCCUAUGAACUGGCUUCGCUCGGCCACCUUCUCGACCGGAACAUGAUGGCCUUGUCGGUGUCCUGGCCCGAGUCUCAGCUAUCAUCUCCAUCGAAGUGCCACGAUUCCGGGUCCCCCGUGAAAGCGGAAGCUUCCUGCAAGCAGAGAUCGUCGGCCAAGUCGUCGGGCAAGAAGGUGGCGAGGAUGUUCAGAAGCGGGUUCAGUGCUUUUGUUCGUUCUGUAAUGAAGAACAACUAAAUCAGAAGAAACUCUAGGGUGGUUAUCGGAUCGAGUACAUUGCUCAUAAGCUCGAGUGUGAUGCUUCUCUGUGUCUAUAAAUCUUUUGGUUGUUUGCCAUUGAACUGAAUAAUUUCAAUAAACUCCGUUUGUUUAUUUAUAAUUUUUUUUUUCGCGGAAUAAAAUGGAUGAAUUUGGAUUAUUUUUA